Ceratitis capitata (Mediterranean fruit fly) is the source of this 1818-nucleotide messenger RNA. RefSeq lists its product as uncharacterized. The transcript is spliced from 3 exons. The record is from RefSeq and is a predicted model, not a curated record. Bases 1 to 1800 code for a protein of 599 amino acids. NCBI's taxonomy places the organism in Eukaryota, Metazoa, Arthropoda, Insecta, Diptera, Tephritidae.
AUGAACAUCACAGCAAUGAGUUUGAGUUAUUUCAACAAAUCGGGUGAACAAAAUGACCAAGCUGACCUCGUUGCCGUCAAAGCGACAAUGCAGGUCAUACAAAAUCAUCUACUGAAUAUUGGCACAUUUUUUACGCUCACACUGUGCUGUCGCAACCAACAUACAUGUAAAUUUUUUAACAAUCUUUUGGAAAAACUGUUUCACAUGUGGGGAAUGUCUAUGGUGAGAUUUGUGGUGCUCAAGGAGAACUCCACGGAACGUGUGGGUGGCGAUAGACGGUCUAAUUUAAUAAUGACGGAUUCAUUCAAGGCGUUUCGUGAAAUCCAUAUCGCCUCCUAUACGAGCCGCAACAACUACAAUGAAUUCUACUACAUUUUUCUGCAAAUUCGUGAUGCUUACCUACAAGAAAAUCUACAACAAAUUUUCGAAUAUUGUUGGGCCCAUUCUAUGAUUAAUUGCAGCGUACAAGUGCAAAAUUCCCAUGGCGAUAUAACGGUUUACUCAUAUUUUCCAUUUACAAAUCAUUAUUGCGCCCACGUAGAGCCUGUGAUUAUUAAUCGUUUUAACGGUACGGAUUUUGAAAGACCACUACUUUUUCCACUCAAGCUGAAGAAUUUUCAUGGCUGCGCUUUGAGGGCGGCACUUCAGCAUAUACCACCCUUUGUGUACCUAGACACCGAUGCGCAGGGCAACAGUCGCAUUGUAGGCGGCAUUGAGGGGCAUUUGCUAAAGCAAUUGAGCAAGCUGUUAAAUUUCACCAUCGAAAUUAAGACGCCGCAGGAGAAACGCUAUCAUGUGGAUGCGGUGGGUUUACUCGAAAAGGACGAAGUAGACAUUACCUUGGGCUGUUUUAGUCAAACGUCUGCUCUAAUGGCUGUCGCCUCGUAUGUGACCAGCUAUUAUCAAACUAGUCAGGUGUUGUGCGUAUCGCGGCAAGCAUAUGCUUUAAAUUCGCUAGAGGCCUUCACAACACCCUUCGAUGGGACUAUUUGGUUACUAACAUCGCUUACCGCCAUCCUUUGCUGGGCGCUUUGCUUUGCAUUGAGUAAGUAUUGGCGUCACAGUUUUGAGCGGCGUAUGCAGACGUUUUUAAACUUUCUCGCUGUUCUACUCGGCAUGUCUAUAACCCAUACGCCGUACAUGCUCCAAGGGCGUUUACUCUUCAUCACCUGGUUGUGCUUCACACUACUCAUACGGUCUAUCUAUCAGGGUGUUCUCUUCACGUACGCCCAUCGCAGUACAAUCGUGAGCAUUCCUACAGAUUUUGAAGAAUUAGUGGAGCUCAAUUUCACUGUCGUUAUGUCCAGCGUUAAUAAAAGGCUGCUCUCUGAUGUACCAUUAAUGCAGAAGUUACCCUCAAUUACAACAACAAGGUUGGAUGGCGUCAGCGCUUUCGAUUAUAUUCGUCAUGAGUCGAAGAGGAAUUAUGUGGCGGUGGGACCUUUAGACUUUCUACUCUUUUACGAACUGAUGCACAACAAAACCGGUCAUUUUGUUGUUAUGAGCAAAGAUCUUUUAAACUUUCAGAUAACCAUGUAUUUGCAGAAGCAUUCUUAUUUGAUAGACCAGUUUGAGCAUGAAAUUUGGUGGAUACGUUCGGCGGGUUUGAUAUCGGGUUGGACGUUGAACGAAGUAGGCGAGAUGAAAAUUGCGAAAGAUGAGAAAAAGAUUGAAGUUAUACAUCUGCAGGACCUCAGUGCUAUAUUCUAUAUGUUUGUUAUCGGUAUGCUUGCAUCGUUGGCGGUUUUCGCUUUGGAAAUGUUGUCAUUGCGCUUAAAACCUCUAAGAAGUGUUUUUUGAAAGUCCACAAAUGCUCGU